UUCAAUCAUUCGAUGUAUGUUCAAUGUCAACAUUAGUACAUGUGGCCCCAAUCAAGCCUAUCGAUUAAAGACCCGUUACCCGGCAACCUUGUGGUUGAAAGUUAAAGUUCAAUGUCAAUAAUUUAUUGCCGUCGACGUCAAAGCAUGUACGUAAGGGUUAAACAACAAGUUAAUAGACGAUGAAUACGAUUAGAAUCCGAUUAAAUAAACAACAACCGACAAAAUGGCAAAACAACCCUCUUUACGAAAAUAUGGGAAGCAAUCUAAAAAGCCCAAAGCCGAUCGUUUAUUCGUCGACCUACCACAAACUCCGAUGCGAAAUCAGCCUCAGAAGACGAUAGAAAAACAAGGGGAUGAAAAUGAUGAUGACAAUAAUAAUAAUGUAUCGGAUAAAAAGGUGUUGGAUGAAUUGGUUGGUGGGAUAUCUGCUAUGGGAAUAAAAGACCAGAACAUUGCACCGCCAGAUUCACUCAGACGUUCUCCCAGACGAAAAGAGCAAAAUGCUCUCAUAAAACCGCCGGCACCACCACCCCUUACCCCCAUUACACCCAAAAUUCGAAAGGUUCCCGUUAUAAGUCCGGCCAAACCCAAGAUACAAGAACAACAUAAGAAUGAAGAGACCAAGAAGGAACUGCAAGUGCUGUCUUGGUCCGACAUAUGUCCGCCAGGCGAUAAGAUCGUCAAGAUAGCGGAGGCCUCUUAUGCGGAAGUCUACCGCGUGACGAACGAACGCGGAACCAGCAUUAUCAAAGUUAUCCGAAUGGAAUCCCCGAUAAAAGCCCAAACCAAAACUCAACAAAAAGCAGGCCUUGUGGACGAGGAGCCUCAUUCUGAAUCCGACCUGAUGGGCGAAUUGAAGAUUUCGGAAUGGCUUGCCGACAUCCCGGGUUUCGUCGUGUACAAGGAAAGAUAUAUAGUCCAGGGGAAAGCCUGCAAAGAGUUGCUGGAGACGCACCAGACAUUCCACAAGAAACUAAAACGGCAAGACCCCGACAGACUUCAGUUCUACCCGUCGCCGAGCAGAUAUCUCGAUGGCACGAAGUUCUUGGUAGUCGAACUGGGUGACGCAGGAACUGCGCUUGAGGAUUUCGGUCUAGAGACUGCGGACCAGUUAUGGGAUAUAUUCUUUCACGUAGCUAUUGCGCUCGCUCGUGCCGAAGCUCACAUAGAAUUCGAGCACCGGGACCUGCACGAGGGAAAUUUGUGUAUCCGUAGAGUAGCAGAGCCAGUUCCCGCAGAAGAUAGGGGUCGUUCUAGCCGCUUUGGAUUUUCCGGUCUCGAUGUGACAAUACUGGACUACGGACUCUCCCGAGCUCACGCCGACUAUCAGAACGAAGAUUCCCUACCGAUUGCUUAUGAUCUGGAACGAGACCUCAGCAUCUUUACCAGCGAGCAUGCGCCUCAGUGUGAGGUGUACAGGCGCAUGAGGUCUUUUAUGCUACGAGGCGACCGAGUCUGCCUUCCCCCCAAGAGCCACAAGAUACCCUACGAAUCGGGAAUCGAAGGCCCGAUAUGCUGGGCCCAGCAUGAGCCGUACACGAACGUGCUGUGGCUCGCAUACAUCUACCAGUGGAUGGUGAAGCACUUCAAGGGGCCCAAGAAGGAGGCCAACGCGUUCAGGCGCGCCACGAAGGAGUUUUGGACGUACCUGGACCCCGACGCCGCCGACGACGUGCCGGGGUUCGGGAGCGCCAGCGACAUCGUGAGGUUCGCGCUGGAGUCGGGGUGGAUAGAAGAGGAGCAGCUGAUGGGCGUCAGGGACGAGGUCGAGAAGUCGAUACUGUCGGUCUUGACGACGAACGAGAUCGACGAGGAGACUUUUGCGGAGGCGUUUCUGAGAAGGUCGCCUAGGAAGCCCCGACAACGGAACGCUACGUAGACUCGACGAGGAGGAUAGAGGCGGAGGCUAGUUUGUUGGUUUUUUUGGUUUUUUUUAAGGGGUUAGAUGCGCGUUUAAGGUACAGGACUGGACAUAUGGAUAGGCAUCGUUCUACGGAAUUUUAUGGUUAGGGAAAGGGAUACACGAUACAGGAUACCAUUUGACAUAGUUAGAUUGUUUGUUCGUCACGGCAGAAUACUUUUGAUAUGGCCGUCUCGAAGUUAAUGAAUGAGCGAUGACACAUGUUAACAAAACUCUAUCGUGAUGCUUACCUUAGGUACAGUAGGUAUCUUAUUAUCGCCCAAAGGGUUUAGAUACCAAGUAUGGCUAUUAAAAAGCCGAUUUGACUUGAGAUAAUUCAAGUAAAGGGGUUCUGUAUACGAACCAUCCAACCAUUGCCAGCCUAGACAGAUCCCACAUGUUCCCUAAGUUCUGAGUAACUAACGGAAGCAUCUCAAGUACGGGAACUUGUAGUUUUAUUUUCCUAGAACCAAUAUCAUCUACGUAGACACGCGAAUUAUAUACUAGAGUCUACCAAAGGUAGU
This is a messenger RNA of Daldinia caldariorum, 2424 nucleotides long. RefSeq lists its product as uncharacterized. The coding region runs from base 224 to 1879 and encodes 551 amino acids. The transcript has 3 exons. Gene Ontology annotation, cellular component: nucleus; cytoplasm. Gene Ontology annotation, molecular function: histone H3T3 kinase activity. NCBI's taxonomy places the organism in Eukaryota, Fungi, Ascomycota, Sordariomycetes, Xylariales, Hypoxylaceae. Gene Ontology annotation, biological process: mitotic cell cycle; intracellular signal transduction. The record is from RefSeq and is a predicted model, not a curated record.